GGUUGCAGAGAACACAGCCCAGCUGCCCCUGGGCCUGCUCACACAUGAAAACUUCCUGCGAUGAGAGCGGAAACAGGUGCCAUCAUCACCAUGACAGCCCCCAGAGCCUGGGCCAGAGGGGAGCCAUGGACAAGCCCCGGGCUCUGGUCCUGCUCUUGGCACUGCUGACACUCUGCAUCACUGCUGGGACACCUGAGGUGUGGGUACAAGUUCAGAUGGCCACCAGGUCCCCAUCUUUCACUGUUCGCUGUGGAUUCCUGGGAUCUAGCAUUAUAUCCCAGGUAACUGUGAGCUCCGGGGGGCCUGAUGGUGCUGGAGGAACCAAGCUGGCUGUCUUGAACCCAGAAUUUGGCACCAAGAAGUGGCCCCCUGCCUACCAGGCCCACUGGGAAACUAAAACCAGCAUCUCCCUCACCCUGGAAGAGUCUGAUGGGAGAAGCCCCAGUCCUAACACCACCUUCUGCUGCAAGUUUACUUCCUUUCCUGAGGGCUCCCAGGAGGCCUGUGGGAACCUCCUCCUCGGCACCGACCAAGAGCUUCCUGCCCUUACUCCAGCCCCUGUUCUGCGAGCUGACCUGGCUGGGAUCUUGGGGGUCUCAGGGAUCCUCCUCUUUGGCUGUAUCUACCUUCUCUACCUGCUGCAUCGGCAGAAGCACCGGUCUGUCAUGAAGCUUCAGCCACCCCUCAGCAGCCUCCCAACACAGACACGAGCAAGGGCCGCCAGCCAAGCUUCCCUGGCUUCUCUCCACAUCCCCUAUGCCACCAUCACCACCAACUACUUCUGCCCGGCAGAUCUGGACACGGUCCUUCCACCCCAGCCAUUGUCCAGGUGGGCGCCGAUCCCCACCCACACAACACACCCGCCUGCCCCCUGGACACCUCUGCCAGCCUCUGCUUGCAGCAGUUUCAUCUCCGUUGAGAAUGGACUCUAUGUUCAGUCAGGAGAGAGGCCUCCCCACAUCCGUUCCAACCUCAUCCCUUUCUCUGACCCUCGGGGGCCCAGAGCUAGGGAGGGACAUAUAAGAGUUCAAUGAGAGGGGCCCCAAGUCUACUCAGCCUUCCUCACCUCCCAGGCCUCUGGGACCCCCUUCCAUUGGUGUUUGCACAUCUUAUUAGGCCUCUAAUUAGUGUUUCCACACCCACCCAGCCAGGGCCCACUUGCUGUGGAUGUGGUCAGCGUAUGUGCUCGUGUGGGUUACCUGUGGGCACGUGUGUGUAUGAAAGGUGACAAAACCCAUGCCAGGUCGUUUCCUGUUUUCAAGUACUCAGCCCUCCCAGGCAAUGUCAGUAACUAAGUUAACAGAAACAGUUUAUUUGACUGAGGUCUUGGCUGGGCCUUUUCUUCUUUGGGAACUUAAGAGGUUAGAGGUAUUUUCGACCGCUGGCAGGUAGGAGCCAGGUUGGAAUCAGAGGAGGCAGGGCGCCAGUACAGGACAAUUUCCCUGCCCUGACCCCUCCCAGACAAGGGGUCCCUGGGGCUGGGGUUGCCGUGUCAGGCAGGGGACUCCUGGCCCUACAGGCCUUGCUGAGGGACACCAGGUGAGAUUGACAGGACUGGCGGUCCGAUGGCCGCAGGCAGGAUAGUCCAUAUUCAAACCCCACCAUGUCCUAGGACAGCACAAGGGCUUCUGGGGCUUCAACUUGAGAUAAGACCUUGUGGUUUGACUUAGUGUCCCUAUAACAGGGCUCCCUGGGAUGGCCUGGGGGUGAGCUCUGAUGUCCCCCAUCCAGAGCUGACACUCAGAGGCAGGGCACCUACCUCAUAUCUGCCCACAGUGGCUUCCUUUUGCUACCCCUGUGUCACUAGGGAACCAGGACUACUCCCCACUGGCCACUAGCAGACAGGCGCACUUGACACAGGGACUGAACUCACGCUCCCCUGCCCAUUAAUCUUCCCGUCCAGGAUGCAGCUCUCCUUCUGUAAACAGACGUAGCAGUCUGGGCCCCAUCACACAUCUGCCACAUAAGACAACGUGUGAGAGAGCUCUGUAAGCUGAGAGGCUCCACAGGAAUGUGGGGGAUUCCAUGAAGUGUGGGGAGACAGUGGAGCUCUGGAGCCAGGCUGAGCCUGCACUUCCAACCAGGGUGAAUCCUAGUUCAGGGGCAUACCUGCCACUUAGCCCCUUCCUUGGUCCUACAUACGGGAAAUCCCAUGUAGAACCAGUUGCCAAAGCAGGAACCACCCUUUGUGCUUCUGCCUGUCUCAGGGAGGGCCUGCCUGGAGACCAUGUUCAACCACAGAAUCUUCUAGAAAACCAGCUUACUAUUCCAGUUGUGCUCAAAAGAGGCCUUCUCAGAACCCAGGCCCAUCCAGCCACCAACUCCACACUCUGCUGGGGAGAAGGUGGACCAGACAUGGUGAGGGGGUGGUGAAGGGGUUAUUGGGCCUGCCUCCCUCAGCCAGUGAUCAUCCUCCUCUGAGGAGGAGCCCCUGGCACUUGCCUAGACAGCUCAGUGGUCCCUGCAGGGCUGGGGGUCUAAAGGAGAGGGGAGGGGUUGCUGUGGAAGUCCCUACGGAGGGCGAGAAAGAUGUCAGUGGGGGAGGAAGUAGCUGAGGGCCCAGCCACUUUGGAACCAUGUCAAGACCAGGGACAGGGGUCGGGGGGACAGUGGGGCUUGCAGGGUCUCAGGGAGGCCUUAGGAGGUUUACUUCUCUAGGAAGGGAAGUACCAUUCAUGGGACAAGGGGAGCUCUGAGGAGUCCCCAGCCCCUAGCCCAGCUGCCAGCCAGGUUACUUGCCUCUAAGGGAGUUGAGGGAGAGGUCCUCUGGCCUGAGCUGGUCUUCCACAAACAAGCUCAGGAGGCCACAGCCCAGCCUGGUCUUGGUGGUACGCAGAACCAAUAUCCUGGAGAUGAAGGGAAUCUCUGCAGCUGGUCUGCUCCCCAGUGUCCACCCCCAAGUGCCAGACCCAGCAGUGCCGAGGGGAGCAGCUGAGAGGACCAUCUUGUGGCUCUACAUUUGUGGGUAUGUGGCUGGACACAGCCUGGGGGAUCAGGCAGUCCGGGCCCCCUUCUCAGACCCAGUCUGGGAGAUCGUGCUCACAUUCAUUCAACAAGUGUAGAAACUGGGACCCGAAAGAGGACUUGCUCAAGUAGACAGAACUGAAUCAGCCCCAGGACAUCCACAGACAGGCAUCCAGGUUGUGCCCUCACACAUAACCCAAGAGAAGGCUUGUGCUUUGAACUUGCCCUGGGUUUGAUCCCAAGGGCUACUUACUCCCUGGCUGUGGGACCCAGAGGACUUAGCUUCUGCGAGGCUCACUUGCUCAUCUGGCAAGUAGUAAGGGUGAUAAGGCCUGAAGGGAGUGGAGACUGUGCAGUAGGGCCCAGUACCAAGCAGCUCUGCCUGGGGUAUCUUAUUUGGGACUUCAGCAACCCCAAGGGGAAGGUAGUAGGUAUUUUCAAUAGUAUAUUUAACAGAUGUGGAGCCUGAGCCCAGGGUCACAGACUGGAAGAAAGAGGUGCUCGUAGCAGUGGGGGAAGAGGAGGCCUGGGACUUCCCACCUGGCCCUGGACACAUUUGCUGCCCCAAACUCCACCUUGCUGGGGCGGUGGGGAGAGGUCAGAGCGCAUUGGUGGGUACCCAUGGAGGCCCCAGGCAUUUGGGAUCGGACGAGUUAGCCCUGCGACGACACCUGCUGCCCAAUGGUGCGGCUGCCCCCGAGGGUUGCUGGGAGGUACUUCUGCAGAAGACACUAGCCCUGCCGGAGAGAAUAGGAUCCUUGGAGGCGUCUUGGGGUCGCACAGGGUUGUGGCCCACUGGCAACUGCGACCCUCACCCCCUCCGCAGCCCACCCCUGUCCAGCAGCACGCUGGGUGGAACCCCUGACCACCUCCACCAGUGGUCAGCUGAUCCCCCAAACCCCACCCAACCUCACUGUGGUCCAGCAGUGGGUCCCAGAAUCUGUCUGCCCUGACGAUCUGCCCCUCAGCAACCACAGAGCCCUCCUUCCAUGGCCCAGCCCUAACUACUCUCGGGCUCGUCCCCACUUCCAGCCCGCCGCAGCCCUCCUCCCUACCCAUGUCCCGCCACCUGUCCCGGGAGCUCACUCCUGGUCCCUUCAU
Molecule: messenger RNA, 4065 nt
Organism: Phyllostomus hastatus (greater spear-nosed bat)
Lineage: Eukaryota; Metazoa; Chordata; Mammalia; Chiroptera; Phyllostomidae
Gene: PVRIG
Product: PVR related immunoglobulin domain containing
Exons: 5
Coding region: 45-1034 (329 amino acids)
Biological process (GO): negative regulation of T cell receptor signaling pathway
Cellular component (GO): plasma membrane
Molecular function (GO): signaling receptor activity
Source: RefSeq, a predicted model, not a curated record